AUGACAACUACAACGAACUCAACAGGUUAUGGGCCCAGAAGAGGCUUGCUAUUCGACGGUAACGAAAGCAAAUAUGAGUUGUGGGAAGUAAAGUUCCUGGGCUAUAUGCGGCUACAAAAGCUAUAUAAAGUAUUCGUGCGAGACGCAAGCGGAUGCUUUUGCCUAACUCGUGCAAUGUUGGACGAUAGAAGUUUAUCGCUAGUGCUACGAGACGCGAGAGACGACGGGAGGAAAGCGCUAGAAGUUCUCAGACAGCACUACCAAGGGAAGGGAAAGCCACAUAUAAUUUCGCUUUAUACUGAACUGACAUCGCUAAAGAAAGAAGAGAACGAGCCAAUAGUCGAUUAUGUCAUACGAGCCGAGUUAUUUGCGACAGCGUUACGAAAUGCCGAGGAAGCUAUCAGCGACGCAUUGUUAAUCGCGAUGGUUUUGAAAGGCUUACCGAGGGAAUACGACAUGUUUGCCACGGUAGUUGUGCAAAGAGAGAAACAAAUGACUUUCGCCGAAUUCAAGAGCGCGCUAAGAAGCCACGAGGAAAGCGCAAAGAUACAUGGUGGGAAGGCUGCCAGCGCGGGGGAGAAUAUUAUGUUGACGAAGCAAAAGUUCGAUGGGAACUGUUUUAAAUGCGGGAGAAAGGGACAUAAAAGCGUGGAGUGUUGGUCGAAGACAUCGGAAAGAUGGUGUAGCAACUGUAAAAGUAAAACCCACGAGACAAAGAAUUGCCGGAAGAAGAAAGAUGCGGCGAAGACAGCAGCCGAGAAGACAACGUCAAGUGAGAACAAUGAACAUACGUUUGCCUUUACAUCCAAGGACACAAUUAAUAUAUCAGGUAUAAAUAAUAAGAGUAAUUCUAGUUUAUUAGUAGAUACUGGAGCCACAAGUCACAUUAUAAAUGACAAAUCAAAAUUUGUGGACUUUGAUAAAGAAUUUAAUCCUAGUGCGCAUGUCAUAGAACUCGCUGAUGGCAGUAAAGCCAACGUAGUAUUAGGAAAAGGAAAUGCCAAAGUUAAACUUUAUGACGUCAAUUGUAAUGCACAUGAAGUAAUGUUAAAUAGCGCAUUGUAUGUUCCAUCCUAUGAUAAAAAUAUUUUUUCAGUGCAUGCUGCGAUAGAAAGAGGGACCAGUAUUAGUUUAGAUAAGCAGGUGAAACAGCUCAAAUGUCCUGAUGGCACAACGUUUGGAAUGGAACAAAAAGGUAGGUUAUAUUAUUUAAAUAGUAUUUCAUCCUCUAAGAAUAGUGCAUGUUCUCUGCAUGAAUGGCAUAAAAUCCUUGGUCACUGUAAUUAUGGUGAUGUUCAGAAAUUGGAAAAUGUUGUAGAGGGGAUGAAUAUUUCCAACUAUGAUGAAAUAGAGUGUACUGUUUGCACUAAAGGUAAGAUGUGCCAAUUUAGGAAUAGAUCCCCAGAUGAAAGAGCAACUGCUCCAUUAGAUUUUGUGCAUUGUGACCUGGCUGGUCCUAUUGAUCCUGUAGGAAGAGAUGGCUUUAAGUAUGCUUUGUCAUUCGUUGAUGACCAUUCAGGGAUUAUUAUGGUCUAUUUUCUAAAAUGUAAGAGUGAUACUUCAGAAGCAUUACAGCAAUAUUUGGCCGAUGCUGCUCCUUUUGGGAGGGUUAAGCGUGUCAGGAGUGACAAGGGCACAGAAUUCACUAGUCAUCAAUUCAAAUCUUUCUUCGAGAAAAUAGGAUAA
Messenger RNA from Paramuricea clavata, 1686 nucleotides. Lineage: Eukaryota; Metazoa; Cnidaria; Anthozoa; Malacalcyonacea; Plexauridae. The record is from the annotation of a GenBank genome assembly.